CGGGCGACACGCCGGCUCCCCCGGUACUGAGCAGCCGGCUCCCAGCACUUGCACGAAUGCCACCGGCUCGCCCCGGCUCUGGAAGGCACUCGGGGAGGAGACACGACCCUCCCGCGGCCACGGCGGGAGACGAGCGUAACUAGGCCCAACAUUCUCCUCUUGGCUCUGUAGCUGUGAGGAAUGGCUAUGGAAGAUCCCGACAAGAAGACUGAAGUAGUACUGCUGGCCUGUGGGUCCUUUAAUCCCAUUACCAACAUGCAUCUCAGGCUAUUUGAGCUGGCUAAAGACUAUUUUGAUGAAACAGGAAAAUACAAAGUAAUCAAAGGAAUAAUUUCACCAGUAAGUGACGCAUAUAAGAAGAAAGGUCUGAUCAGUGCUGAUCACCGAGUAACCAUGGCAAAAUUAGCUACUAAAAACUCAGAUUGGGUGGAAGUUGAUGACUGGGAAAGCACCCAGAGUGAGUGGUUGGAAACAGUAAAAGUUUUAAGGUACCAUCAUCAAAAGCUUUUGUCUUCUGAUCCCACUAAUAGUCCGCAGAAUGCUUUACCUUUAACAAAGCCAGGACGGAAGAGGAAACAGGAACCAAAUAGACACGAGCCUAUUAAAAAAAAAAAUCAGAGUCCAGAUAUAAAAAGUACCCCACAGAUUAAACUGCUUUGUGGAAGUGACGUGCUGGAAUCCUUUGGGAUCCCCAACCUGUGGAAGUUGGAGGACAUCACUGAAAUUGUGCAAAAUCAUGGCCUUGUAUGCAUCAGUAGGGCUGGAAGCAACGUUCAGAAAUUCAUCUACGAAUCUGAUAUCUUGUGGAGACAUAAGAAUAAUAUUCACCUUGUGGAAGAAUGGAUCACAAAUGACAUUUCCUCCACCAGGAUCAGGAGAGCAUUGCGGAGAGGCCAGAGCAUUCGUUACCUAGUGCCUGAUGUAGUUCAGGCAUACAUAGAAAAAAAUAAUCUAUAUAAUCCAGAGAGUGAAGACAAGAAUGCUGGGGUUGUCUUAGCUCCCUUACAAAAAUAUGCAAGUGAUUCCAAGAACUAACAGGCACUAUACAGCGAAUUUACUUUCUGCUGUGAAAAGGUACUAGUUCAGUAGAGGAAAAUGUUUUUUUUCUUUAGUUUUUAUUUGCCUGUUUGGUUUUGGUGACUUUUUUAUUAAAUAGCAGGCAAAUUCUGUGGCUUUAGUAGACAUGUAGUUGCUGUUGAGGUUUGGUUUGCUUAAGAAUUGGGCCUACACAAUCCUUUUUAAAAAUACAGUUAGAAGAUUUUCACUUUUAAGCAUAUUGUCACAGUUCAUGAACUAAAUACAAGAAUUCACAGUGGUAUAUGAGAGUACAAAUUGAUGAACAGAACAAAUGAAAAUGUUCUGAUGUGUUUUAACUCAGACCGCUCUGACUGCUAUUUAUAAAAUAAGAACACAAAUAUUUUUAAUAACUGUGCUGUAAGUAAUAAAGCCAUUUCAUUUCAAAAUGUACCACUUACUGAUAGUAAAUCCCUAUAAUUAUUAUUACUUUUUAAGUUGCUAACAUAUGAUGCAACUUAAAGAAAUGAUUUAGCUAUACCCUGGAAGGGAAAAAUUUACUCCUGGCUGAAAUGGCACUAGAUAGAUCAUGCUUUUAGUUGCCUGCCUUUCAAAUAUGAAGCCCGUUUACUUGCUCUCACACAGUUUGCUCCCCAAAAUGCCUUGUGCUUUACCUUCCCAUUCAUGUUUCCAGAGCUGUAGGUUCAGUUCAACAAUGUUUCUCACAAGAGGAGGGACCUACUUCAGAAACUGGUUUAUAGCCAUUGAUUUAAUGGAAAGAAGUUAAUAAUAGUGUCAUUGCAGAUUCUCAGACAGUUGUCCCUUUAUUUCAAAUAAUAAAUGAGCCUUUACGUUUGAGCCAAAUGUAUAUAGCUAGAUAUGUUUUUAUGUUAGUGGAGUUGAAAAGAAAUAGUAGGACACUUAGGACUGUUCAUAAGUGAAAUGUUUUUCUUUGCUGGAAAUCUGGUUUAGAAUCUAAAAACAUACUGUCUGUAUUAAGUGAAUAUAAACUAAAGAGGCACUGUGAAUGUCAUGGUAAUAUAAUUCUACCUCCCUUUCUUUGCUGUCAUCCCAUUUUUAGUUUGGAUUAUGUGCCUUAAUAAAAAUGUCAAGGUUUCCAAGACGCUACCUAACAGGUCAACAGCUUUUUCAUACUAUCUCCUCAAGACAAAUCUGUUCACAUUUUUCAGAUCAACAAAGCCAACAGAACAUGAAGUUCUUGGUGUGCAGAGCGUAGGUGCUGGUGGGCAAGUCUAGAACCAUGAACUUGCUUUGGGAUCAUAACUGUGACAACCUGUCAUCCUCCUUCCCUGGCAUGUGAUUCCCAAAAACUAAUGCAGAGGUGUGGGCUUCACUGAGAGCUUAGGGUGAAUCUGGAAGCCACAAGCCAAACACAGCCAAACAAUCACGGGUUGCCUUAGAAUGUGCAGGGCUCAUAUAGAACCCAACUGGAGAGUAAAGACUCUAGUGGGAGAACAUGUAACAUGCAGUGGAGCUAGGAUCACACAUACAAACCUGGAGCCCCACGAUAUUAUAAAAUUACCAUGUACUAGAACCUCUGUUCUGCUAGGUCUAGCCUGUAAAGGUGGCCAUCUGUGGUGGUUUUUCUCGGGUGGGCAGCCAAGCUCCACCACGGUCACUCUCUAACUCCCCCUCUUCAAAGGCACGCCAUCUACAGAGAAUGUACAAGGAGAUCAUUAGUGUAACAAAAUCAAGGCACAGCUUAGAAGGUCAUCUGUAACUCUACUGUGACAUAGAGUAGCAUCAUAGAUCUUAUUUUUUUUCCCUUGGUGAUUUCUGCAUCAAAUGUGCUCAGUCUGCCAUUUUUUCCCUUAGAGCUUAGGCAAACUUACACAGUCUUUUGAUAAUGAGGCUGGGUUCAUGUAUCAUCAACAGUUACAAAGGCACUGAAGGACAUAUUAAGCCCCUCUGUCACACCUUAGCAUCAAACUGCCAUUGAAGAUAAACUAUAUUAUUGAUGGUGCAUGUGAAAGGAUAAGAUCUCUGUUACUCUUUCGUCUGUUGUCUGUCUUAAUGGUUGACAAGAACAGAGAGCAGGAAAGUUUUAUUUUCAGCAUGCACGUCAACUAGUGUGCUUCUGAAUAAACAGAGCAGAUAUUUCCAGUAGGAAAGCACCCCAUUUAUGUGGUCACUUUUCAGAGUAAAACUACACUUUAGGAUUAUUCUUCUAAAUAAUGACACUGGUAUAUAUUGGUGCACUGUAUAAUUCUAGAGAAACUGCAUAUUUAACUGCAUGUUUAUAAAGCUGUGAUCUUCAGACAGUUAUUUCACUGGGUUUUAAUGUAGUUUUAUGUGAUGGGUCUUUCAAUAAAAUAAAUUGCAUGC
This is a messenger RNA of Cygnus olor (mute swan), 3360 nucleotides long. RefSeq names its product nicotinamide nucleotide adenylyltransferase 1 (gene NMNAT1). The transcript is spliced from 5 exons. Gene Ontology annotation, biological process: NAD+ biosynthetic process. The coding region runs from base 181 to 1035 and encodes 284 amino acids. NCBI's taxonomy places the organism in Eukaryota, Metazoa, Chordata, Aves, Anseriformes, Anatidae. The record is from RefSeq and is a predicted model, not a curated record. Gene Ontology annotation, molecular function: nicotinate-nucleotide adenylyltransferase activity; nicotinamide-nucleotide adenylyltransferase activity.